AUGGGCUACCUGUUCUUCUUACUUUUUAUGAUCUGCUGGAUGAUUUAUGGUUGUAUUUCUUACUGGGGACUCCACUGUGAGACCACUUACACCAAGGAUGGAUUUUGGACAUAUAUUACCCAAAUUGCCACAUGUUCGCCUUGGAUGUUUUGGAUGUUUCUGAACAGUGUAUUUCAUUUCAUGUGGGUGGCGGUAUUACUCAUGUGUCAGAUGUACCAGAUAUCAUGUUUAGGUAUUACUACAAAUGAAAGAAUGAAUGCCAGAAGAUACAAGCACUUUAAAGUCACAACAACAUCUAUUGAAAGCCCAUUCAACCAUGGAUGUGUAAGGAAUAUUAUAGACUUCUUUGAAUUUCGAUGCUGUGGCCUCUUUCGUCCUGUUAUCGUGGACUGGACAAGGCAGUAUACAAUAGAAUAUGACCAAAUAUCAGGAUCUGGGUACCAGCUCGUGUAG
This is a messenger RNA of Pipistrellus nathusii (Nathusius's pipistrelle), 453 nucleotides long. The record is from the annotation of a GenBank genome assembly. Lineage: Eukaryota; Metazoa; Chordata; Mammalia; Chiroptera; Vespertilionidae.